AUGAAGGUCAACGUGGUUAACUUCUCCAGCAGCUGGAAUGAUGGACUGGCGUUCAACGCCCUCAUCCACAGCCAAAGGCCCGAGCUUUUUGACUGGAACUCAGUUGAGAAGAAGACGGCAACAGACAGACUUGAGCAUGCCUUUAGUAAGGCCGAAGAACACCUGGGGAUAGACAGACUGCUGGACCCUGAGGUGCCGGGGGCGCACGCCAAAGCUGGAGAGGCCAUCAAGUUUGUUACCAGAGCCAAAACCGUUCUGUUCUGCUGCGUAGAUGUGGCGGUCUCUCACCCCGACAAGAAGAGCAUCAUCAUGUACGUGACGUCGCUCUUCCAAGUCUUCCCCCAAAGCGUGUCCCUGGAAGCGAUUCGGGAGGUGGAGACGCUGCCCCCGGCGACCACCGGAGGCGUCACCCGGGUUACGACAGAGGAGCACUACCAAAUCCAGACCAAGCAGCGCUACUCGCAACAGAUCACGGUGAGUGUGGCUCAGGGCCGAGUGCAGAGCCCCUCUCCUCAGCCUCGCUAUAAAAGCUAUGCCUACACCCAGGCUGCCUAUGUCACCUCGCCAGAGCAAAAGAGGAGGCGCUAUACUGAUCAGGUCCUCAGUCCCAACCAGGAGGAGCUUCAGCGGGGUCUCAGCCCGUUGCCUCCAGGCUCGACCAGCCUGGAGAGCUAUCAGGCUUCGCUGGAGGAGACUAUAAAAAUCUGCCUGCAAAAGGUGCUGACGUGGCUGCUGUCGGCUGAAGAUGGCCUCCAGGGACAGCCUCCCAUCUCCAACCACGUGGAAGAGGUCAAGGAGCAGUUCCACACCCACGAGGGGUACAUGGUAGAGCUGACCACACACCAGGGCAGCGUGGGGCGGGUCCUCCGGGCCGGGGCCGCCCUGCUGAGCGAGGGAAACCUUUCCGAGGAGGAGGACUCGGAGAUCAGGGAGCAGAUGAACCUGCUGAACUCCCGGUGGGAGCACCUGAGGGUGGCUAGCAUGGAGCGACAGAGCCGCCUCCACCCCCUGAACUGUGAGCUGUGUCUCAAUCCCAGACUCCACGAGGUCCUGAUGGACCUGCAGCACCAGCAGCUUCAGCAGCUCACCGACUGGCUGGACGUGACCGAGGCUCGGAUCAAGAGGAUCGGGGCUCAGCCCCUGGGUCCUGAUCUGGAGGAUAUCAAGCACCAAGUCGAGGAGCACAAGCUCCUGCAGGAGGACCUGGAGCUGGAGCAGGUGAGGGUGAACUCCCUCACGCACAUGGUGGUGGUGGUGGACGAGAGCAACGGGGACAGCGCCACCGCCGACCUGGAGAGCAAGCUCCAGGUAGCGUAG
Molecule: messenger RNA, 1317 nt
Organism: Menidia menidia (Atlantic silverside)
Lineage: Eukaryota; Metazoa; Chordata; Actinopteri; Atheriniformes; Atherinopsidae
Source: the annotation of a GenBank genome assembly